CCUCCUCCACCACCUGCCCUGCCCCUGCUGGAGUUAAAGGAGCAAUGUCGAGAGGGGAAUGAACAUCUGAACCCUGGCCCUCCCACCAUGGUCAAUCGGUGCUGUGAGUCUGGUCAAGAUAAGAAAAAGAAACCAACACAAGAAAAAGAAAAGUCAAAGAACAAAAAGCAACUAAAGAAGAAGCAAACCCAAGUUGAGAAAACUAAAGCUGCAAAGACAGGUAGAAAACUUCAGAAAAGAAAGGCAAUGAAGAUGAAACUCACACACCAGCCAAAGAAGCUGCCUGUUGACAUGGAGCAGGCAAGCAUAAAGAUCCAGGCCUGGUGGCGAGGCACAUUGGUGCGCCGGGCCCUGCUGCUCGCCGCCCUCAGUGCUUGGACCAUUCAGUGCUGGUGGAGGCAGACCAUGGCCAGGCUGCUGGAGAAGAAGUUACAGAAGGUGAUGGGUUACAGCCUGAGGCAAAUACAUGCAGCUGUGAAGCUGCAGUCCUGGGUGCGGAUGUGGCUCGUCCGGAAGCGUUACCUCCAAAAACUGCAAGACUCCAGGAAUGAGCACUGCAUUUGCGAAAAUAAUAAUAUGGUCCAGGGCUGCUAUGAGAUCACAGGAAACAAGCCAAAACUUCACAUUGAUAUCUUUUUUGAAUCACAAAUCUGUCGGCUUUCAGACUGCAUACUUUUCCCAAUAAAGAACUGACCAGGGUUGCUCCUAC
Molecule: messenger RNA, 709 nt
Organism: Mesocricetus auratus (golden hamster)
Lineage: Eukaryota; Metazoa; Chordata; Mammalia; Rodentia; Cricetidae
Product: IQ domain-containing protein F5-like
Exons: 4
Coding region: 88-693 (201 amino acids)
Molecular function (GO): calmodulin binding
Source: RefSeq, a predicted model, not a curated record